Myxozyma melibiosi is the source of this 1666-nucleotide messenger RNA. Its product is annotated as chromosome segregation protein Csm1/Pcs1-domain-containing protein. Gene Ontology annotation, molecular function: protein binding; microtubule site clamp. The coding region runs from base 131 to 1507 and encodes 458 amino acids. Gene Ontology annotation, cellular component: nucleolus; mitotic spindle; monopolin complex. Gene Ontology annotation, biological process: attachment of mitotic spindle microtubules to kinetochore; meiotic sister chromatid segregation. The record is from RefSeq and is a predicted model, not a curated record. The transcript has 2 exons. Lineage: Eukaryota; Fungi; Ascomycota; Lipomycetes; Lipomycetales; Lipomycetaceae.
AACAUUGUCGCGCUCUCCAGCUCAUUCUAUCUGAACCAUCUGCUUUCACACGCACUGGUGAACUUAUAUACCCACCCUCCUUCUAACGUUACGACAGCUCUACUCUACUUCUAUUGCUGAAUAAAUCACGAUGGUAGCCAAGAAACGAGCAGCAACCGCGACAGCAGACACCGGCGAUUCGAAGGCCUCGAGAUCAUCGACAACGGCAACGAAGAAGCAGAAUGCAAAGCAGACUGCUAAAUCUCAGAAAUACACAUCUCUGUCGGCACUGGUGGAUAGCUCGGAUGUUUCUGAGGAUGAGCUAGCAAGUGACGGUGCUUCUGCGAGCGAGCUUGAAGAAGAGGAGAUUAUUGCUCCUCCGAAGGCGAAGAGAGCAAAGACCGCAGCGGCAUCGAGCGCGAAGAAAGAACCACCGGCCCGAAAGAACAAAAUAGCAAAGGCUCUGGCUGAGGUCGAGGAAGAGGAGGACCAGCAGAUUGCUGCGCACGGAAAGGAGAACAAGCAGAUAGUCCCAUCCUCAGCACUUCGAAAGCCAAAAGCUGCAUCUGUUGCGUCAACGCCUUUGACGACAGCGACCAGCAAAGCCAACAGUGUCCGUGCAUCGUCUGUCCUAAAGGCGACCGGCACGACCUCUCGAACCUCGUCUGCUAUCAAGGCCUCGGCGACUAAAAAGUUCGAACCUCGCGCUAGACUCACACGACCUCCUAGGCUUGAGUUUGUUCCAGAAACCCAGGACGCUUAUGCUAUUGACGAGGAGGACGAGAACAUUGAGGUUCUGCCGCAGCAGCAGGACGAGUCUGGCCAAGUUUCUUCGGAAGCCUAUAGGCGUCUACUAGCACAGCAUGAGAGCCUAAAAGCCAAAUUUUCUAAACUCAGCAACUUGCGCGAGACCGCGGCAGAGGCUGCGCUUACAUCAUACAAGAGUUCUGCUGAACGACGAUUUGCCGCCGCAGAUGAGCUGAUCACGGAGUUACGAGGGGAGCUGUUGGAACGAUCACGCAAGAUCAAGCAAAUGGAGUCAGCAGUGAAAGAUACAUCUGCGUCAGAGGAGACAGUGGCUAAGCUCAAUACUACUAUUCAGAAGUUGAGCCAGGAAAACAGCAUGCUGAAGGCCAAAUUCUUGACAACCAGCAACACUGCUAGUAGUGGCGGCCAUCCGACCACGCCGAUCGAUAAACUCAAGGAGGAUAUAAUCUCGGAUCUUACUGGUCUGAUUGUGCGUGAUGUCAGAAAGGAUGGAGAGAAUGUUGUGUUUGACUGCUUACAAGCUGGCCGCAACGGUGCGUUUCACUAUAAACUGCUGAUCCCUGAUGCCGACAGCGGUUCGGGAAGAUACGACGACUCAGCGGUUACGCUCGUGCCGAUGAUUGACGAGAAGAGAGACGCUUUACUAUUGUCGCUACUACCUGAUUAUUUCACCGAAUCGCUGACGUUUAUGAGAAACGCGACCGCACAGUGCUAUCUGAAGAUUUCCCAGGCUCUGCAAAAGAAUACCGAGAAAGCAUAGUUGGCUUUUUUCUAUUUUCUAUAUCUGUUUCCUUUUCUCUUAUUUUCUUCGUUUGCUUUGAUCUAUGUUUUCGGGGGUAGCAGUAUACGAUAGAACGAAGUUAGUAAUGUGUAUUUUAGAUUCGAGAGGUGUGUUUUUUUAUUCAACUUAAUGAGACUU